This is a messenger RNA of Hyla sarda, 4934 nucleotides long. RefSeq names its product folliculin interacting protein 1 (gene FNIP1). Gene Ontology annotation, molecular function: ATPase inhibitor activity; protein-folding chaperone binding. Gene Ontology annotation, cellular component: cytoplasm. Lineage: Eukaryota; Metazoa; Chordata; Amphibia; Anura; Hylidae. The record is from RefSeq and is a predicted model, not a curated record. The transcript has 18 exons. Bases 260 to 3742 code for a protein of 1160 amino acids.
GACGAACCGACCAAUCACAGCGGCUCUUACGCUUGGCGCUUCAGGAAGUGGCUGGCAGAACCUAGGAGUGGUGUAUUCUCGUAGUGGACGGCGGCCCCGCCCAGUGGGCCCCUCCCAUAUGACAGCUGCGGUUGUCAGAGCAGUCAUAUGACUAGUUCAGAGAUGGAGUGCUGGAGCUAGGCACGGGGUGCCAGGGAAGUGCCAGGCUUUCUAUGCCAGGCAUUGACUACUGCUGCUGGGUUGUUGUUUUUGGUGCAAAAUGCCACCGACUCUGUUCCAGAAGCUUUUCAAUAAGAGGAGCGGCCAGCUGUCCCCUAGCCGGGACCCCAGAGAGGACUAUGGCUACAGCUGGCCAUCAUAUGAAUUUGACCCAAGCCAGAUCCGCCUGGUCGUCUACCAGGACUGUGAGAAGAGAGGACGGAAUGUCUUGUUUGACUCUAGUGCCAAACGCAAGACAGAAGAUCUGUCGGUGUCGAAACUCGUGAGCGACGCUCCAGUGCGGGUGUUUGGAAAGUGUUGCCAGCUCAGACCUGGAGGAGACAGCUCAACCUCUCUGGACAGUUCAGUUAGUUCACUGGCUUCUGACACUAAAGAACAAUGUCCAAAGUACCAGAGCUCUCGAUGUCCCUCAGAUGCCAAUAUGCUUGGAGAAAUGAUGUUUGGUUCUGUAGCCAUGAGUUACAAAGGCUCCACUCUAAAAAUUCACCAGAUGCGCUCCCCUCCCCAGCUCAUGCUGAGCAAAGUCUUUACUGCACGGACAGGGAGCAGCAUCUACGGGAGCCUAAACACACUGCAGGAUAGUUUUGAGAACAUAAGUCAUGAUAACACAGUGAGAGCUGAGAACAGCAGCAUCAUGAAUGGUCUACUUGGGAACAUAGGUCUGUCUCAGCUCUGCAGCCCCAGAAGGGCAUUCUCUGAGCAGGGCCCGCUCCGACUCAUCCGGAGUGCUUCUUUCUUUGCAGUCCAUAGCAAUCCCAUGGAUAUGCCAGGCCGAGGGUUUAAUGAUGACCGGGACAGUGGCAUAGCAAGAUCAGCUUCUCUGAGUAGUCUCCUGAUCACUCCAUUCCCAUCACCAAGCUCAUCACUUAAUAGCAGCUGUGCCAGCAGCUACCAGAGACGCUGGCGUCGUAGCCAAACUACCAGCUUGGAAAAUGGCGUUUUCCCGCGAUGGUCUGUAGAGGAAAGCUUUAACAUGUCUGAUGAGAGCUGUGGACCCAACCUAGGUGUUACCCGCAAGAAGAAGAUCGCCAUUGGUGUCAUAUUCUCCUUGUCAAGGGAUGAGGAGGAGACCAGCAAGUUUCACGAGUUCUUUUUUUCUCAUUUUCCUCUUUUUGAGAGUCAUAUGAACAAGCUGAAGAGCGCCAUAGAGCAGGCCAUGAAAAUGAGCCGCAGAUCAGCGGACACCAGUCAGAGGAGCCUGGCGUACAAUAAAAUAGUGGACGCUCUUAAUGAGUUCAGGACAACCAUCUGUAACCUGUACACCAUGCCUCGGAUAUCGGAACCUGUGUGGUUAACGAUGAUGUCUGGGUCACCAGAGAAGAAUCACCUAUGCCAGCGGUUUAUGAAGGAGUUUGCCUUCCUGAUGGAAUACACCUCCAAAAACCAGUUCCUUUCAGCUCUUCUCACCGCUGUCCUCACAAAUCACCUGGCAUGGGUCCCUACUGUGAUGCCCAAUGGACAACCACCCAUUAAAAUCUUCCUUGAAAAACACUCAUCACAAAGUGUAGACAUGCUGGCAAAGACUCAUCCAUAUAACCCUCUAUGGGCACAGCUGGGAGAUUUAUAUGGAGCUAUUGGGUCUCCAGUGCGGUCAUCACGAACGGUUGUUGUAGGCAAGAGGCAAGAUCUCGUGCAGAGGUUGCUCUAUUUUCUUACCUACUUCAUCAGAUGUUCUGAACUUCAAGAAACCCACCUCCUGGAGAGUGGGGAAGAUGAAGCCAUUGUCAUGCCUGGCACAGUCAUCACCACCAUGCUGCAGAAAGGAGAGGUGGAGGAAACAGACUAUGUGCUGAUCACAAUGCACAAGAAUAAGGGAUGUUUGCUGAGCAGUGAGUCAGAGGUAAUGCGGACUUCUGAAAAUAAGUGUCAGUGUUGCCAGUGUCCCCUCACUGACCAACAAAACAACGACUUGCUUCAAGAAAACAAUCCAAAGAAUUCUUUUUCAGAGGCAGUGGAGGCAAGUAAAGAUGGGAGCCAGUUAGUUUCUCAAUCAUCCAGCCAAGAGGAAGCCGGUUACACUGAAGUCUAUAAGGAUAUGUCAAGAACUUGUCUGGACACCAAGGUAGAAACGGUCAUUAACAUUGGGGCAGCUCCAUUGGACAAAUGUGUCUUGGCAGUGGGGAGUCUUGAGCCAGCAGUGCAGGGCUUGGAAAAUGAAAAACUACAGGAUGAAGGCCUGACUAUCAAAGGCACGAGAACUAGUGAAAUUGGUAUAGAGAAGAAACCCCCUGACAAGUCUGCUGCUGUGCCUUGUGACUCUGGCCAUCUUCUGAACAAGGUAAAAUUUCAGAUUGGCGAUUCUAUGUCACCUGACUCUGAUAUUGAGAUAAAAAUCCAAAAUGUAGCAGAUCAGAUGCAGAAGCAUCAGCUUAAUCCAGUGCAGGAACAGAGGACACUUUCUGAUCACCAGUUCAGUGUGGCAAAGCCAAAUACUGAGGACCAAAAAGCUGGUGGCUCAUCUGAAAAGCUUUCCCGGGUGGCAAGCAAAAUCCAGAACUGGAAUCCUUUUCAUCCUGAAAACAUUAGCAUGUUUGAUGAGUAUUUUCCAGAAGAUGGUUCUAUUGAGGCAAAGAUCAUUGAAGAAAUUCCAGAAGGAGACGCAAAAAAGUCUGAUCAUGACAGCGACUCUGGGUGCUCAAAAAAACUUUGUGAAGCAAAUGAACCAGCUUCUGGUGUAACAAAUUCAGUUCUUCCGAAUUUAUGCAAAAACUGCUUUGCUGAGCAGGACCAAAGAGACAAAGUCUCUGUAUCUGUCCCCCAUGGGGAUAAAGAAAAAUCUGACAGUAGUUGCAAAGUUGCAGUGGGCACUGACUGGGACAUACCGAGGAACGAGAGCUCAGACAGUGCCCUGGGUGACAGUGAAAGUGAGGAUACAGGCCACGAGCUUCUCACACCAAGUAUCAACUACUACGGGGCCGAGCAAGAAGAAUGGAUGGAAGAGGAGGAAAUACAGUUUCCAGGAUCAAAACUGGUGGAAGUCAAUUCGGUAAAGCCCAAUAUAGCUAACUUUGGGAGAUCCCUGUUAGCUGGCUAUUGCUCAUCCUACGUACCAGACUUUGUUCUGCAAGGAAUAGGAAGUGAGGAGAAGUUAAGGCAGUGCCUGAUGUCAGACCUGUCGCACGCUGUACAGCAUCCAGUUUUGGAUGAACCCAUCGCAGAGGCUGUCUGCAUUAUUGCAGACGUGGAAAAAUGGUCAGUACAAGUGGCCAGUAGUCAGAGGAGGACGACUGAUAACAAGUUAGGCAAGGAGGUGCUGGUAUCCAGCCUGGUCUCCAGCCUUCUUCAUUCCACCCUCCAGCUUUAUAAACACAACUUAUCAGCAAACUUUUGCAUCAUGCACCUGGAAGACAGACUGCAAGAGCUGUACUUCAAAAGCCGUAUGCUUUCCGAAUAUCUAAAAGGACAAACCAGAGUUCAUGUGAAGGAGCUCAGCAUGGUGUUAGGAAUCGAAUCCAGUGAUCUUCCGUUACUUGCUGCAAUUGCCAGCACUCACUCUCCGUACGUUGCACAAAUCCUCCUGUAAAAGAGAAUAUGGAAUUGCCCCAUGAGCUAGAAUGGGGAGAGGACGAUGUCUUAUUGCAGUAUUUUGUAAUAGCAGUUUAAUAGACUCCACGUGUAGUAUUUCAGGAAGAUAAUCACAUUGCAGGAGAUUUUCCUCCCAUCUUUUCUAGAUGGGAGUCAAAAUGGAAGGAAGACAGAACUUCUCGAUCAUGAGAAAUAAAAGGCGUACAUUUAUGGGUCCUUAUUACAGCAGCAUUUCAGACGCUUCUAAAGACUUUGGAAACAUUUUCUUCCUCUUUGUAACUUUGUAUGAACUUUUUAAAAAUCAUUUUUGUAAAUAGGGUGAACAAAUGUUAAGAGUGACUUUGAAUGGCUGCUUCUUAUAGUAUGAAUCUCCCUUUUAUGUAACAAGCUUCCCUUCCUGGCGGAGCAGAAAAAUAUUACUCUAGAUAAACAGUUGUCCCUGAUUUAGCAAGAUGUCACCAAAAAAUGUGCAAGGUCUGAUGUAAUCUUGGAAAGGUAAGAAGUGUUGCAGCUUUACAGACAACAUAUAUGAUAUAACCAUGUGUAACACAGUACAGCAAUAGGAUUCCUGUGCAGGGGACUGAACUUCAGAGGUGGCUCUUUACUAUGAGCCGAGUCCUCAUGUUAACACUACUUCUUAAAAUGAAUCUUUCUCCUCCAUAACAAGGGGCGGCCAUAUUGUGGGCAGAACAUCAAUUCAUGGAAAUGUUGCGUGUGCGUUUGUCAAUAAUGGCCUUUUCCAGUAUAUGUUAAUUUGUAUGUAUUAUUAUUUCUCCAUUACACAGGAAGAACCUAAAAGAUGUUCCUGUCGCCUCUCCCAAUGUGUCUGCUUCAGUUUAGUUUUCCUCCUGGAGUACAUUUAUAAUCGGGUCUUACCACUCUUCUUAAUAAGGUGUGACUUAACGCACUUACACUGUCCACAGUGAUCAGGCAGUGCUGCACUAGGUUGGGACACGUCCACAUAGACCAGGGGAAUAGGAACACCUAGUUGUACAUGUAUUCAUAAAUUUCCAGUAGGGCUGCACCAUAUGGGGAAAAUGUGCGAAUGUGAUUAUGGGCCUAAAUAUUGCGAUUUUGAUAUGCAAUGCGAUAUAAUAAAUGAACAGUCAAAUCCCCCCAUUUUACGUCAAUCUUCUCCAUUUUACAUCUAUCCACCUAAUUUAUGCCCUCCUCCCAUCUCACAUCUCCCC